CUGUGGCCCAACUCGUAGGCCAGAUGCCGGCUGCGUAUAGGACGGCUUCCCGUUCCUCUGGUGAGUCUUACUAUUCCAACGUAGUUAGAACACUACGGGUUGGCGGGCGUCCGAUGAGUCCGUCCAACAAACAGACCGUGGUUAUUCCCAUCAGGUGUACUGACGAGUCUAACCUUUCAGAUAAAGGGAAGGGUCCAGCUGUUGACGGCUCCCCUAGCCUCUCUGACGAUGAAUCUUCUCCAGCUUUUGGAAAGAUGUCUUCGUCCGAUCGUGAGAAGCUCAAGACGGAGCUGUUUAAGUGCUUUCCCGAACCUUAUAUCAAGGGGUUAAGGGGAGCAUCGUCUGGGCAUGUAGGUUACAUGUCUCAGCUUGCUGCCGAGCUUUUUGCUCGCAGCAUGAUAACAGAGGACUGGGCAAAGGAGCUCAGAAAAGAGAAUAAGAAGCUCGUCCACGAUGUGACGGCGGCUGCUGAUCAUGCCCAGUUUGCUAUGGCCCAGCAAGAGGUGCUGCAUCAGCAGACCAAGGUUGCGUUGGAAAAACGGUCUGCCGAGCUAGAGUCUCAGAUCAAAGUCUACCUUCUUCGGUUGACGGAGAUGCUGGACGAACGGGCUUCAUUGGAACGUGUCCUGACGGACGAGAGGAACUCAGUCAUGACGAUGGCUGCUGAUUUUUUCAAGAGAACCUCGUCCUUAAGGUCAAGAACCAAGCCCUUCGUACUGAGGUGGCCGAGACCAUUGCUGGCGCCAAAGAGGCUAUGA
Beta vulgaris subsp. vulgaris (sugar beet) is the source of this 758-nucleotide messenger RNA. RefSeq lists its product as uncharacterized. The record is from RefSeq and is a predicted model, not a curated record. The transcript is spliced from 2 exons. NCBI's taxonomy places the organism in Eukaryota, Viridiplantae, Streptophyta, Magnoliopsida, Caryophyllales, Amaranthaceae. Bases 24 to 758 code for a protein of 244 amino acids.